CUGCUCUCCUGUCUCAAGAAUACGAGCCCUUGAGAAAAAUUCAGAGUUGGUAUACACAAAAACCAAGUGGGUUUUUGACACAAAAACCCACCGUCAAUAUUGACGAAAUCCUAGUAGAGGCUUUCAGGCUUUGGUCUUUCUUCGCUGUAUGCAACAUCCUCUUUAAACUUAAAAGCGCUUUUUAAAACUGGUACCUUUAAAAAUUUGUAUGGCUUAGAACUUAGAAUACAGAAUCUUAAAAGUGACCAGUUUUAAAAAGCGCUUUUAAGUUAAAAGAGGAUUUUUGUAUACAGCUGUCUGUGUUUAAAUAAAAAUCUUAUUGAACAGGUUUGUAGAGAAUUUAAUAUUGGCUUCAAUAAGAGCUCAAUUACAUUGAAAUUGAAUAAAAAUUAACGGAGCUGUAAAGCAAAAACUGUCUCAGGGCCGGUUUCUCAAUAGCGAGUUACCCCCGGGUUAGUUUUAACUCCCUGGUUAACGUGUCAAAUUGCAAUGUUUACCCUGGAGUUAGCUUAACCCGGAGGUGACCUGCAUUUGAGAAACCGGCGCCGGCGGCCCUCAGUGUCAAGUACACACUUUGGAAAAAUAUCGUAUCGAUGAAUCGUAUCGAUAAGUAAAUAAACCCUUCUCUAAUUCUACCAAAUUACAGAUUUCUUCUUUGACCUAAAAUGGUUGUCCUUGUCAAAUAAAUGUCGCAUAUUUGUUGUCAACAAAACAGCCAUAUUGAUUAUUAAUUUACUAAAAAAAAAUAACUUUUAAUUAUUAUUGUGUUAAAAUGAACGAUACAAAAAAGGGCUUUCAAUCAGACGAUGAAGAAGAUUUGGAGGCCUUGCGCUUGGCUGCCCUACAAACCUUAAAAAAAACCCCUUCUGAUGUUAUUUCUAUACAAAGUCCUAUACGUAAUUUGCCUUAUAGACCUCGUGGGAAUUAUACGAAUAAAAGGGGAAGGUUUUAUGGUGGUAGAGGCGUAAAAAAUGGUCAAUUUCAUGGUGGUAGAGCUGUUUCAAGCAACUUAAUACCCUUGACCCCUUCUCCAAUGGAAAUCAACACAAAACCCUCAGAAGAAAUCAAACUGCACCUGCCCCAAGACAAUUACCUCAACAAACCAACCGAAGAACCAUCAAAAUCCAAUGAAAUUUCAACCAAAUUUGAUCGUUACAAAGACAAAUCUGAAGACGAAGACACUGAGGAUGAAUUACUUAAAUCAGACUCGGACGACGAUGUCAGUCCUGGGCCAGUAAAAUUGCAAAGAUCUGACAGUUUAGAGGCCCUAAUGCAAGAACUGACUGAUGAAAUUCAAGGCAAAAUUACUCAACAACCUAAAGCAAAAGUGAAGACUAAAAGAAAAAAAGAAGCUACAGUGGUUGAAGUAAAAGAAGAACCAAAAAUAGAGGAAAAAGUAGAAGAAGAAACAAUUAUUGAAAAGGUGGAAGAAGAAAAAACAAUUAUCAAAAAAGUGGAAGAAGUAACGGUACAAAAAAAAGAAGAGCUAGUUGUUGAGCCUCAACUGAAAAAAGCCAAAAAUUUCCAGCCCCAAAAAACCUAUCAAAGAUACAGAAACAAUUUCCAACAACCCUUUGUACCACAAUUUCCAACAUACCCCCUUGAAAUUGCAUAUGCCCCUUAUGUGCCCCCUUUUAGACCUCUCUCACCUCUUCACAUAAGCGCAGAAACUCUACAAACCCAAACCAUGGCCCCUUUGUCCCCAAGAAGUGCAGCCUUUGUCCUGGAAAACAGAGCAAUUGUAGAAAAACGUAAACGCUCCCCUAGAAGAUCCCCAUCUUUCAGCCCUAGAAGAAGCUUAACGCCAGUACGUAGAAGAUCUUUGUCUCCUAGAAAACGAUCACUUACACCUAAAAGAAAAUCCCCUAGUCCACUACCAAGAAAAAGGCGAAAUUUCAGUCCAAAACGCAGACUCCCUAGUCCUAAACGAAGAUCUAUGAGUCCUAGAAGACGAACUGUUAAAAGCAAGCCAAGCAUUAGAGAGCGUUUAGGGGUCAAGACUGCUGCAAAAGUUGAAGAAGACAAAAAACCUACCAGUGUGGAAAAAGUGGAUCCUGUUUUGGAAGCCAGAAAAAAGAAGUUUGAAAAUAAGGAGAUUAAACUUAGAGAGGGAGUGAUAAGGCUUAAGCCUAAAGAAGAAGCAAAAACUAUUGUUGAAGAGCCUCUAGACGAAGAUGAAUUAGAGAUAAAUACAGAUAUUGAUUUAUUUUUUGAUGAAGAUGAGUCUACAAGUGAAAUUGAAGUGAAAAAGGAGCCUUCAAUUAAUGGAAUAAAAGAAGAUAAAAAGCCAAAAUUACCAGCAGAACCUAAAAUCAAGAAAAAAUUGGGGGUGAAAUUGGACAGGAAUUUGAAAAAGUUUGACAGGAAAAUUGAGAUUAAAAUUAAAAAUCCUUCCAAGUAUCAGCAAGCGGAUAAGGAAAAGGAGAAAUUGAAGAAAGUUGAAAGUUUGUCUCAAAAUUAUCCUGAGGAUGAAGAGGAAGAUGAUGCUGAGAUUAUUGUAGAGGAUGACAAGGAUGAAAACAACAUAAAUAAUGAAGGUGAUUUGAGGGCACAAUUGAGCAAAAAACGAGCAGAAAAACGUCAAAAAAACACCAGAAAAGAAGUGAUGACGUCCCGAUUGCUGCAAAACGCUUUACAGAACGUUUUGCCUAUCAAGAAGAAAUCUAAGAAAUCUUCAAAGCUGUCCAGCACUGAUAUCGAUAGUAGUAAGAUGCCGAUACGUUUGAGGCUAGGCCUGGCUCACACUUCGGACGCGUUCGCUACUAGUAAGCAGAAAAAUAAAUCAAAAAAACGGAAAUUGAGCGACAUUGAUUCUGAAGAUCAGGUAUUUGUUGUUUUUUAAAAAAAGAAUAUAUUUUGUUUGUUGUUGGUAAGUUUUGAAUGUGAAUUACGAGAAGAAUGAUUAAUUUCCUAUUUGAAAAGGCAUAUCAAAUGUAGAUUUUUUUUUUUUUUAAUAAUUUUGAAAUUCUAACAUUAUUGUUAAACAUUCUGUGAUAUUAAUUUAAGUGUUAUUAUUGUCAAUUAUUAGUAUUAAGGAUUUUUGUAGCUGCUAAAUCUCAUUCUUAUGGUCGUAUAGGUGUAACAACGAGACAAAAAUGGAUAUGCAAUGGAAAAUUACCAAGCGCUGGGAUUUAAUUCAUAAGUUAAUUGUAAAAAAAAACUUUUUCCAGUGAAUAAUUAAUUGAAAUUGAUUUAUUGUUUAGUUGUAAGUUUGCGGUUUGUAUAAAAAGGUUUUACGAUUCUUUAUUUCGAGUUUUAAGCUGUAUAAACUAAAAUUAAGUUAAGGUUUAAAUCUGAAUUUAUUUAUUUUAAGUCUCAAUAUAG
Ceutorhynchus assimilis (cabbage seed weevil) is the source of this 3324-nucleotide messenger RNA. Lineage: Eukaryota; Metazoa; Arthropoda; Insecta; Coleoptera; Curculionidae. The record is from the annotation of a GenBank genome assembly.